AGUGGGUGAAUGCACAGAGAAAGAAGGAAGGCGACUCUGCAUUGCGGGGAGGAAGAGGAGGAAGAGGAGGAGGAGGAGGAGGAGGAGGAGGAGGAGGAGGAGGAGGAGGAGGAGGAGGAGGAGGAGGAGGAGGAGGAGGAGGAGGAGGAGGAGGAGGAGGAGGCUGAGGAGGGGGUGGGGAGAGGACACGUUAUGAAGCAGACGCGCUGCCUGCUGCUGUGUGAGAGUUGAACUCUGGUAGGCUUUGUUUUUG
Molecule: messenger RNA, 253 nt
Organism: Closterium sp. NIES-67
Lineage: Eukaryota; Viridiplantae; Streptophyta; Zygnematophyceae; Desmidiales; Closteriaceae
Source: the annotation of a GenBank genome assembly